Molecule: messenger RNA, 900 nt
Organism: Episyrphus balteatus (marmalade hoverfly)
Lineage: Eukaryota; Metazoa; Arthropoda; Insecta; Diptera; Syrphidae
Product: tRNA N(3)-methylcytidine methyltransferase METTL6
Exons: 1
Coding region: 38-877 (279 amino acids)
Source: RefSeq, a predicted model, not a curated record
UAAUUCUUAAAUUUCUUAAAUUUUAAUAAUCAACAAAAUGGAACAAUUACCAGAUAACUUAAUUGCAGAAACUUUUACAAAGCAUGAAAAAUGUCUCACCGACGAAGAAAAACAACAACUUAUCACACAAAACAAUCGUCUGGUGCCUGAAUUCAAAGCAAAUCAACUCGAACUAAAUGCACAACGAAAUUGGGAUCUUUUUUACAAACGCAAUGAGACACGUUUUUUCAAAGAUCGCCGCUGGACAACAAGAGAAUUCGAAGAACUCCUCUCCGAAUCAGGAAACACACAGAAAACCCUCUUCGAAGUUGGCUGUGGUGUUGGCAAUUUGAUAUUUCCUCUAAUUGAAGAGAAUCACAAUAAUUACUUUUACUAUGCUUGUGAUUUCUCUCCUCGUGCUGUUGAGUUUGUCAAAUCGAAUCCGUUCUAUGAUUCUACCAAAAUGAAAGCUUUUCAAUGUGACAUUACAACAGACGUUGUAUUUGAACAUAUUCCAGAAGGAAGUCUCGAUAUUGUUACCAUGAUAUUUGUUCUAUCAGCAAUUCAUCCCGAUAAAUUUUUGAAAGUUGUCCAAAAUCUAUGGCGACUCUUGAAACCAGGUGGUGUUAUUCUAUUUCGAGAUUAUGGUCUCUAUGAUAUGGCACAGUUGAGAUUUAAACCUGGACACAAAAUUGGUGAAAAUUUGUACAUGAGACAAGAUGGUACAAGAAGUUAUUACUUUGCUGAGCGGGAAUUAUCUGAUUUGUUUAGCAAUCAUGGGUUUGAAGUUGUUAACAAUUCGUAUGUACACAGAAGAACCAUUAACCCAAAGGAGAAUAUUGACGUACCUCGGAUAUUUAUUCAGGGUAAAUUUAAGAAACUUGCAACAACUGAUUGAUGUUGGAAUAAAAGUUAUUUUCU